ACGCAGAAGUGGUCAAACCGUUACUGGUGACGCAUCUUGUCACACCCUGACGUCUCUGGGCAGAGAUCGGAGACCAUUUGAUACCUUAGCGGACGAGAAAAACAACGAGAUUUUCUUCAUUCCUUGAUCGGUCGCCAGUGAGUUGACAGAGUUUUCCUUUAAACCAGACCUGGGAUUAGAAAACAAGAGGUAAAGAAGACGUCUAUCUCAGUGACCAAUCCACCAUGGCGGAUUCGCAAAAACACGAGAAGCCCAAUGUCGACUUGCGCCGCAUCGACCUCAUCAUACAUGUUGAGGAAGGACGCGAAGUUCAAAAUAGCUGGGCUAACAGGCAUGAGGCCAAUUCUGAAAAACACGAUCCUUGGGAUUUGUCUGUGUUUUCUAAGGACUCCGCAACAAUGGACGUGAGGGAACAUCUGAGAGAGACAAUGGCCAAGCUGGUCAACAGCAAGUUUGUCAGCCACUUGAAGGGGGACAUCAACAACAACAGCAAAAAGAGCAAAUGGAAGUACAACUUCGCAAGCAAAAGCUUCGUCCUGAAAAACCCUGAUGACGUCCACAAGAGACGUAGUCCCGUUCGUUCUAUCUCAGUCCGGCCAGCUGACAAGUCUGCACAUCUGCUGGACAAAAAACAACUACACAAGUUGCGGUCCUGGGUACCUAAACGGUUUAAGUUUCACCGGCCAACAACGCUGUUCAGCACAACCAAGGACGGCUUCCACCUCCAGACCAUGUACCACAUGUGCAGAAACUACUCGGAGUUCGCGCUCAUAAUUCGCACUGACAAAGAUGAGAGGUUUGGUGCAUUUAUCAAAUGUCUGGAAACCUUUGAAGACAGCAGGAAAGUCCGGGGAUACUGUGGAACCGGGGAGACGUUUGUGUUUUCCUUCGCCCCUGUGCCCGUGAGGUACCCAUGGGUCGGACAGACGCAACAAAAAACCAGACCCUCCCAGAACAUGUUCAUCUCAGCAGCCAACAACAGCUUAAUCAUCGGGGGAGGUGACGGAUAUGCCAUACAGCUGGGCUCCGACCUGGAACGAGGAUACACCGGGAUGUGUGACACUUUCUACAACCCCAUUCUCUGUCAGGACGUCCACUUUCGCUGUCUGGAGCUGGAAGUUCUGGGUUUUAGAAGCUAAAAAGUGUCAGACAGCUGCGGAAAAAUCUGUAUACGCAUGUAUUUGUAUAGGUGGCAUAUCCGCCAUUUGGCGAAACACACAAGUUACUAGUAUAUAUACUUUGGAUACUGUAUUUGUAUAUAGAUCCUUUACUGACUCGACUAUAUGUCAGUGGAAAC
This is a messenger RNA of Branchiostoma belcheri (Belcher's lancelet), 1297 nucleotides long. RefSeq names its product TLD domain-containing protein 2-like. Lineage: Eukaryota; Metazoa; Chordata; Leptocardii; Amphioxiformes; Branchiostomatidae. The transcript has 7 exons. The record is from RefSeq and is a predicted model, not a curated record. The coding region runs from base 225 to 1139 and encodes 304 amino acids.